GCGACCCGCAGCGCCGGGGAAGGCUCUGCCCCCCUGCUCCGCGCCGCCCCAUGCAGCCAUGGAGCUGGACACGUUCCAGCACUACUUCUACGACCACGACGCUGAGGAGGAUUCCUACCGCUCCACGGCGCCCAGCGAGGACAUCUGGAAGAAGUUCGAGCUGGUCCCCACGCCGCCUCUGUCGCCCCUGGGACCCCCGGGGGACAAAGCCUGUUGCUCUGGCGCGGAGGAGAGAGCCACUUGGCUCUCCCGCUACUGCCUGGCCGGGGAAGAGCCGGAGUAUCUCAUAGACACGGGGAAGAUCUUUGGGAACCUGAGCGCUUUCAUCCUCAAGGACUGCAUGUGGAGCGGCUUCUCGGCGAGGGAGAGACUGGAGAAGGCGAUGACGGAGAAACUUUCCGCGGGCCCGCCCAGGCUGAGCGCCCACAAACCCUCCUUCGCCCAGGACUUCGGGUUCGGCAGCUCGCUGAGCGAGUGCGUGGAUCCCGCUGCCGUCUUCCUGUGCCCGCUGCCCGAGAGCAAGAUCCUGCCGUCCUCGGGAUCGGAGGGCCAGAGCGAUUCCGAGGGCGAAGAGAUCGACGUGGUGACGGUGGAGAAGAGGCAAUCGCUGGCGCUGCGGCAGCCGCUCACCAUCCCGGAGCCCGAGGCGCCGGAGCCGGAGGCCGCUGCCGACCCGGCCCUGGAAAGCGCCCUGCCCGAGCCCGGCUUGCCCAAAACCGGCAGCGCCCCCGGCUCCGACAACGAGGACGUGGCCAAGAGGAAAAACCACAACUACCUGGAGCGCAAGCGGCGCAACGACCUGCGCUCGCGCUUCCUGGCGCUGCGGGACCAGGUGCCCGGCCUCGCCAGCUGCCCCAAGACGCCCAAGGUGGUGAUCCUGAGCAAGUCGUCCGAGUACCUGCAGUCACUCAUCAGCGCCGAGCGCAGGAUGGCGGCCGAGAAGCGGCAGCUGCGGCUGCGCCAGAGCCAGCUGCUCCGAAGGAUUGCUCACCUGCAGGGCCACUAG
This is a messenger RNA of Tinamus guttatus (white-throated tinamou), 1006 nucleotides long. The record is from RefSeq and is a predicted model, not a curated record. NCBI's taxonomy places the organism in Eukaryota, Metazoa, Chordata, Aves, Tinamiformes, Tinamidae.